Melanaphis sacchari is the source of this 2461-nucleotide messenger RNA. It is a transcript of the gene Orc3, whose product is annotated as origin recognition complex subunit 3. Gene Ontology annotation, cellular component: nuclear pre-replicative complex; nuclear origin of replication recognition complex; DNA replication preinitiation complex. The record is from RefSeq and is a predicted model, not a curated record. The coding region runs from base 366 to 2393 and encodes 675 amino acids. The transcript has 15 exons. Gene Ontology annotation, biological process: DNA replication; DNA replication initiation. Gene Ontology annotation, molecular function: DNA replication origin binding. NCBI's taxonomy places the organism in Eukaryota, Metazoa, Arthropoda, Insecta, Hemiptera, Aphididae.
UUUUUGUUUUGUAUUCCGCUACUUGAUAGUCAUUAGUCAUUACUCAUUAGUCAUUAGUCAAUACUCAAUAGUCAGUUAAACUCAGUCAGGCACUCAAAUAUUUGAUUAUAUAAUAUUCGGAUAUUAUUUCUUGGUACUUCCAAAUUUUCAUUUCGUAUAUUCUGUAGUACUUCUAUCUCAGAUUAGGUGUACACUGUUUUCAGUUAACUUGAAUAUUGAAAACUAUUUACUAAAAUAGUUACUGUUACAGUAUUGUGAUUUGCAGACAGCAUUUGCAGUUAGACAGAUAAGAAUAUUAAGUUACACUAACAGCACUUUGCACUAUACUGUUAUUGUUGUCAUUUACUGUAAAGCUUUAAACUACUAUGGAUUCAACAUUUUCUGUGUCUAAGGGAUGUUUUGUGUUUAAAAAACCAAACAAGGAAAAGAACAAAAGAAAAAGUAAAAAACAACUGACAACCAAUCAACCAAAAGUUGAAUUAUGGCAUACUACGUACAUUGAUAUUUGGAAUGAUAUUAAAUCUAAAAUCGAUGAUUUAAAUGGAUCAAUAUACUCUAAGUUUAUUUCAGACACAGUAGAUUUCAUGACAACGUCAAACAUAACUACAAAUCAAAAUAUUCCAACAGCAUGUUUAUUGACAGGAGUUAAUUUACCAGAUCAUGAAUCUCUAUUUGAAUUACUAGCAACCAAUUUAGAAAAAUCUCAGCCGCCUGUUAUUGUUGCAACACUGUUUUCUGAGCACUUUUCUAGUGUUAAAAAUGCAGUUAUAAGUAUGGUGUCACAAUUGUUACAUACAAAUAAUGAUGAAUCUGAUUCUGAUGAAGAAAUAGAUGAAAGCUUAAACUCUGUUGUUAAACGAUCUGAAUGUACUAUACCUAAUUUAAUUGAAUGGUAUAGCCAUCAACCAAAUGGAACUCGUAUAGCAGUUCUAAUAAAAGAUUAUGAAAUGUGUCAUCAGACAGUCUUGCAAAAUUUCAUUUUACUUUUAAGUUGCUAUAUCAAAGAAAUCCCAAUUGUUAUGGCUAUUGGUAUUGCUACUUCUAUAUCAAACUUACACAAUUCUUUUCCUCAUCAUGUGGUUACCAAACUUAAAGUGAAAAUGUUUGUUAGUGAAGCAUCUGUUGUAUUUUUAAAUAAUAUUAUGGAUCAGGUAUUUCUAAAGCCAGACUGUUCAUUCUUCUUGGGUGGACGUAUUUUGGAAUAUGUGACUGAAGUAUUUUUGUUCUAUAAUUUUUCUAUUAAACAGUUUAUAGAAAAUCUUAAGUUUUGUCUCAUAGAACAUUUUUAUCGUAAGCCUCUCAAUUGCAUAUGUGUUGCUCAUGAAUCAGCUCAAGAAGCUUUAUUUGAUUCUUUAGAUAAAAAAACACUAGAAGAAAUUACAAAACUGCGUUCUACUAAUUAUAAAUUAAAUAUUGACAGCAAUUUUAAAGAAAAUUUUUUUCAAUUAAUUAAAGAAUUGAAAGCUGGUAUCAAUGAUUUUCAUGUUGGAUUAAGAGUAUUAUAUAUUUUGGUGUCAGAUUUACCACAUUCACCAUUAGGAACUCAACUCAGAGAAAUGUAUUGUAUUGCAAUGAAAAAGCAUAUAAUUGACAACCCAUCUUACAAAACAUGUCUACAAUUAUUAAAAUUUUUGUCCAAAGCUGAGUUACUUGCUAAAUUUGACAAGAUAAUUCAAGUUUUCAAGAAUGUAAAAAAUAAUAAACAAACAAAAGCUGCUUUAAAAUUAGUUCAAAGUUAUGUAAAACGUUUAGAAGAGUCUCAUUUGAAUAAUUUAGUUAUUGAAAAAGAUAAACCUAUAGAGAAACCCAAAGAAAAUUUACAAGCUACAUCGAGAUCACAGUUUAAAAGAAAACUUAUGGAAAAUGUUAAACAUGAAGAAAGCCAGCCAAUGACUGAGUUUGAAAAAGCACGCUCAGAAACUUUGGAUCAUUUUACGGAAGAAAUAUUACGUCAAUUCCUUACACCUCCAACAACCAUGCCUUUAAAUGAAUUGUUGAUUUUUGAUGAUUUACCAUUAAUUAAACGUAAAAUUGUUGGAGAAGACAGAGCUGCUCAAUAUACAGCAUUUGUUAACCCUCAACACUAUUUAUGUUGUGAUUGCUGUGAAUUGGAAUUUACAGAACAAAUAUUCAAAACCAUGCCAGAUAUAUCUAUUGUGUAUAAAUUACAUUUAGAGUCAAGGUUUGACCAGAUUAACAUAUAUGAUUGGUUACAGAAAUUUAUUUCAAUUGUUAGUCCAGACCAAAACGACAAUGAUAAUGAUGACGAUAUAGAUCCAGUAUUACAAUCUCGAUUUGUGCGUGCUGUAAAUGAAUUGCAGCAUUUGGGAUACAUACGGCCGUCCAAGUACAAAGCAGAUCAUGUGCAGCGCCUUACACAUGGAUCUUGCUAAUUAAUAAUGAAUAAUGACUUAUAUUAGUUAUUUAUUAAUGUCUGAAUUUUAAUUCUUAUUUAUUUUUC